Messenger RNA from Trifolium pratense (red clover), 1581 nucleotides. Its product is annotated as serpin-ZX-like. The coding region runs from base 270 to 1433 and encodes 387 amino acids. The transcript has 3 exons. Gene Ontology annotation, molecular function: serine-type endopeptidase inhibitor activity. Lineage: Eukaryota; Viridiplantae; Streptophyta; Magnoliopsida; Fabales; Fabaceae. The record is from RefSeq and is a predicted model, not a curated record.
UUUUUUUAAAAAAAAAUUAAUAAAAGAAACAAGAGAAAAAGAAGUAACCAGUUUGCGUUUCUCCUUCUCUCCGUUUCAUUCAUUCCUUUCGCCAUCGACCACCGCAGCACCGCUCUCAAAUCCGCUCUCAAAUCUCUCUAUUUCUCAUUCUCUCAGUCUCAGGCCGCUCUCCGCCGCCGCUCUCAGCCUCUCUCUCUCGCAGUCGCAGCGCAGACAGGUAAAGACCUUCUCCGGCUAUCCCCUCUCAUUCAAGAAUCAGAACAACUACAAUGGAUCUCAAAAAAUCAGUAAGGUGCCAAGAAGAUGUUGCACUCACCAUCACAAAGCAUUUACUCUUAAAACAAGAUUUUCAGCAAAAGAACCUUGUCUUUUCUCCCUUGUCUCUCUUUGUUGUUCUUAGCGUCGUGGCAGCUGGAUCAGAAGGCCAUUCUCUCGACCAACUUCUUUCCUUCCUUCAAUUUGACUCCAUUGACAAUCUAAUUGCAUUCUUCUCUCAACUCGUUGCUCUGUUCUCUGACGAUCGUAUGUGUUUUAUCAAUGGAAUGUGGGCUGAUGAAUCAAUUCCCCUCUCUCAUUCUUUUAAACAACUUGUGGCCACUCAUUACAACACCACUUUGGCUUCAGUUGAUUUUAAGACUAAGGGUGGUCAAGCAUGUCGUGACGUUAAUUUGUGGGUUGAGAAAGAGACAAAUGGCCUUAUCACAAAGCUUCUUCAUCCUAGUAUGGUAAGCAAUUCAACCGAACUUGUCUUUGCAAAUGCAUUGUGCUUCAACGGUGUAUGGGAACACAUGUUUAUGCCUAUAUCAGUUCCGGCUGGUUUUCACCUCUUAAAUGGCACCAAAGUCAUUGCUCCCUUCAUGCUUAGCAAGCAGAGGGAGCACUUUAUUGGUAUUUUUGAUGGUUUCAAAGUACUACGUCUUUCUUAUAAACAAGGCAGGGAUGAAACUCUUCGGUUCUCCAUGUACAUUUUCCUUCCGAAUGCAAAAGAUGGACUUUUGGCAUUAAUUGAAAAGCUAGCUUCAGAAUCUGAUUUUUUGAAAGACAAGUUCCCUCAGCGGAAAGUGGAAGUACGUCGAUUUACUAUUCCAAAAUUCAAGAUUUCUUUUUCAUUUGAAGCUUCUAAUGUUCUGCACGAGUUGGGAAUGAUUUCACCUUUCGUUCUCACAAAAGUGGUAGAGGGAAUGAACCCUCCUUUGGGCGUGGAAAGCAUAUAUCACAAUGCUUUCAUUGAGGUAAAUGAAAAAGGCACCAUAGCUUCAGCAAACACAAUUAUGCGGGCAGCAAGAGGUAAACGUUGUGCCACCCCUACAGACUUUGUAGCUGACCACCCUUUCCUCUUCUUAAUUAGAGAAGAUUUCAGCGGAACAAUUCUCUUUAUUGGUCAGGUUCUCAAUCCUCUUGAUGGUGCAAAUGAACCUACGAUUAGCAAAUAGCAUCUUUCUAGCUUGCAUAUUGGUGGAACUCAAUCUCAUUUAGAAAGGUUAGGGACGGAGCUAGCAGAGGCCUACAUUUUUUAAUUUUCGUUUAAUACUAAUUUAUUAUUUUGUCAAAAAAUAUAUUAUUCUAUUAUUAUUAGUUUAA